CCACAGCAGUGGAAGUAAGCCUCAUUAUUAGCAUGAUGACAUCAUCAAUUGUUCCCUCCACAGCAGCUUGGAAGUAAGCCUCAUUAUUAGCAUGAUGACAUCAUCAAUUGUUCCCUCCACAGCAGUGGAAGUAAGCCUCUUUGUUCUAUUUAGACGCUCAGUAUUUAUUUGAGAAGGCGCAACAUGCACAGCCGACAUGAGAUACUGCUGUGGGAGCUCGGGUAUUAACACUUAUUUCUGGGCUUAAGGACGGAGCUUGUUUGGCUGUGGGAGGAGCCGGCCGGCCCGCUCACGGCUGACCUCGCGGGUGACCUCCCCACACGGUGUGUGACUGAGAGACAGCUGGGUGGGUGAGAGCCAGCAGAGUGUCUUGGUGCCUCCAUGGAUCAAGUGGUGCUGGCCAGGGCCCGCGAGGCCUUCACCACAGAGGGCCGGGGGACCCCGAAGAGGGACCCCGAAGCGUGCGCUGAACACGGGGAGAAGUUGUCACUCUUCUGCUUGGAGGACCUGGAGCCCAUUUGUGGAAUGUGUGGCAAGGAGGCGGCCCACAGAGGACACAGACUCUAUCCCCUUGGAGAAGGUGCUCACGACUGCAAGGAGGAGCUGCAGGCCGCCCUGCUGCCCUUGAAGGAGAAGCUGCAGCUGUACAGGACGGCCAGAGUGGACUGCGAAGACAUGGUCCAGCACGUCCAGAACCAGGCAGAACACACGGAGACGCAGAUCAAGGCGGAGUUCGAGAGCCUCCACCUCUUCCUGAGGGAGCAGGAGGCGGCCAGGCUCUCCGCCCUGAAGGCCGAGGAGGCCCAGAAGAAGUCGGUGAUCCAGCAGAGCGUGGAGGAGAUGAACCAGGAGAUAAAGUUGCUCUGCAACGUCGUCCGCUUGGUGGAACAGGAGAUGCAAACAAAUGAUAUCUCCUUUCUGAAGAACUACAAGGACACCAUCAGCAGAACAUGGAUGGACUGCAGCGAGCCCAAGAGGCUCCGUGCUGCUCUCAUCGAUGUGGCCAAACAUCUUGGAACACUCAAGUACCAAGUGUGGGAGAAGAUGAAGAAAAUAGUCACAUACAGUCCGGUCAUCGUGGAUCCCAACACGGCGGCCAACUGCUUCAUUUUGUCCGAGGACCUGACGGUGAUCCAGAACUCCACACAGACCUUCAAGCUCCCCAACAACCCGGAGCGCUUCGACAUCAGCGCGGAGAUGCUGGGCGCCGAGGGUUACACCUCUGGGCGCCACAGCUGGAGCGUCGAGGUCAAGGACAACGCCUACUGGGUGGUGGGCGUGGCCAGCGCAUCCAUCAACAGGAAGGGCAAGCACGUGCUGACGCCCGCCGAGGGUUUCUGGACCAUACGCUUUCGCAACGGCGAGCACAAAGCCUGCACGGCGCCGUGGGAGCCGCUAAACAUGACCGCCAAACCGGACGUGAUCAGGGUGCUCUUGGACAUGGACCGAGGGAAGGUGACCUUUUAUAACCCCGAGGAGAGACAGCCGCUCUACACCUUCACCGAGGUCUUGGCGCCAACUCUCUUUCCCUACUUUUGUACCGCCUGCAAGGAACAUCCGCUGAAAAUCCUGCCCGCUAAAAUAACUCUUUCUAAGGACUGAUGUGACAUCAAAAUCCAGCCAGUUGUGGAAGAUAUUGUUCUUAAGCAGAAAAUGUGGGAAUAAAAGAACACAUGCACUUGA
Nerophis ophidion (straightnose pipefish) is the source of this 1683-nucleotide messenger RNA. It is a transcript of the gene trim35-13, whose product is annotated as tripartite motif containing 35-13. Bases 382 to 1602 code for a protein of 406 amino acids. Gene Ontology annotation, molecular function: zinc ion binding; protein binding. The record is from RefSeq and is a predicted model, not a curated record. Lineage: Eukaryota; Metazoa; Chordata; Actinopteri; Syngnathiformes; Syngnathidae. The transcript has 6 exons.